Molecule: messenger RNA, 324 nt
Organism: Purpureocillium lilacinum
Lineage: Eukaryota; Fungi; Ascomycota; Sordariomycetes; Hypocreales; Ophiocordycipitaceae
Source: RefSeq, a predicted model, not a curated record
AUGGCCGGAUUCGUGAUUAAAUCCAAGGUUGCCGUGGCAGGCACUACGAAGCUCCUGCUAGCCAAGAGCACAGCCGCGAACGUUAUGUCCGCAUCCGGGUUCGCUAGCAUUCAUGCGACGACUCUAGCUACAAUCACGGCCGGUUUGGUAGUUGGGGUCAUCGCCGCAGAUAUUGCCGACAAGUUGGCCACUUUGGUGGCGACAAAGCAGAUGAGCGAAGACAAUGCUCGGAAAAUGAUGGAAAAGGCGACCCAACUAGACGAGAAAGAUCAGAGGAAGAUGCAGAAGGACAUUGAUAAUCUCGUCAAAAAAUGGGUUGAGUAG